AUGGCUGAUAAAAUAGUGAAAAACCUGUAUGGAGAGAACGGACUGGAUGACAUGGAGAAAACAUCAGUGACCCUGGUUAUGUACAACAAGUCAGAAGUUAAACCUGUGGGUAAGAAACGCUUCAAGGUGGUGAACCCAAAGAACAAGAAGAAAUACAACAUCGAUUUCCUUAUAGUUACUGGCGCAUGCAAGUCCCUUCUUAGCUUGAGAGUUAGUGAGCACCUACAACUGCUGACUAUUAAUAAACAAAAUAUACUUGCCAUGUACUGCAAUGCUGUUGAGAGUGGACUUUUCACAAAGGAGGAUUGCCUCUCCCUGCACAAAGAUGUUUUCUCAGGAGAAGGGAAACUGGAAGGACAACUCACAUCUGGAGAUUGA
Porites evermanni is the source of this 378-nucleotide messenger RNA. Lineage: Eukaryota; Metazoa; Cnidaria; Anthozoa; Scleractinia; Poritidae. The record is from the annotation of a GenBank genome assembly.